Caenorhabditis bovis is the source of this 1140-nucleotide messenger RNA. Lineage: Eukaryota; Metazoa; Nematoda; Chromadorea; Rhabditida; Rhabditidae. The record is from the annotation of a GenBank genome assembly.
AUGCUGACGUUGAGAAUCGUGAUUUUCUUCUUGCUCCACCAAGCCGAAAGCUGUGGUGUUCGGCCAACGAAGGAAUCGCAUUUUGACUUGUAUCGAUUAUACAGUACCGUAUACACAGAAGACAUUCUGAACACAAUAAUCGGCAAAGAGUCACCGGGUGAAAAUUACGACGUGAUUUCGAAUUCUGUUGGCACGACAGACUUCUAUUGUGCCCCCGUGUUCGGAUGGUGCGGUGCCGAUGUUCCCAUUCUUCGUCGACGAUUACAAUCGGAAGGGAAAUUCUUCCACACAACGCUUCUUGACAAAAGCUUCAAUUUCCAAGAUUACACCAUUGAUGAAGGCGAUGUAUGUUAUGGAUGGUCGACUCAUGCCGUUCAAGAAAAGGAUAUGGGCUGCGGGAAGAAGUACGACGUUCAGGCGCCCGUUGACCUCGAUGAUUUUAUGGAGCUCUAUGAGCAUGUCAAUGGCCUUUCCGGUUUACAAUAUGAUUAUUAUUACACAACUCGUUCGGAAGUCGACGACUAUGAUCGUGAGAAAACUCUUGGUUAUGUUUUGAACAUCAAGGCGCAUAAGAAAUGCACUUGCAUGGUUCGAUUAAAGCCGGAAGUUGAAAUCCAUCCAAACUCGUUUAUCAAUCAUGAGCUGACGACGCACGUGCACAAAUUCACCAAUCUGUUCAAUUCGAGCGCCGAUGAGCCGUUCCUUUGUGCGCAAUAUCAGGGGGAGUGCGGCGCCACACUUCCAUUAUACAAAUAUCCGAAAGGAGAAUUGCCGACUUAUACAACCUCGCCGCGAUCUGCCCUUGAUCAACCGCUAUGCUAUAUUUGGUCUGAGAAAGAUGUGAAGAAUCGAAGGACGCCUUCGAGCGCAACCGCUUCAACGAUGUCCACGUCGACCACUGCUGACUUCAACGACUUUGAAUUAUUCAACUACCCAGUCUUCAUCAAAGUCCACAAUGACGACUACUGGUCAGGCGUCAACGAAUUCUACAACAAUGAAGCCGUCGACGUCUUCGGAUUCUUCUGGCACUGCUCAAUCGCCGACAAUAAUGACGAAGGCAAGUUCGACAAGAACUCAAGUGACGAUUGUAAAUUUGUCCACCAAUUCGGCUACUACUACCACUAUCAUGGAAGCCCAUAA